UGCUGCUUCUAGGCGUUUGUGGGUGACGCCUUUGUGUUUACUGGGUUUCUCUCUGGUAAAUGUCGGUGAAUUAGAUUGUUAAAAUGGAUUUUGGGGAUUUAUUCGACGAGCGGAUGUUUUCUUUCUCCGACUUUCAGGAGUUUACGUUUGUCCCAGGACAUCAGAGACUUUCUGAGCGUGUGAGGAAGCGCCUGUACUACGGUCUGGAUCAAGACGCCUCUCUUGAUGCACUUUCCUGUCCUGUUACUGAUAUUGCAGUCGAACUUCUCCAGAAGUCAGCUCCAAGCCCAAUACGGAAACUCCGCAAAAAGUACGCAGCACAUGUCGCCAGAGAAGCAUGCAUCUCCCCAUGCGCUAUGAUGCUGGCCCUGGUUUACAUCGAAAGACUCCGACACAGAAACCCUGAGUACCUGCAGCAGAUCUCAUCCUCUGACCUCUUCCUGAUAUCCAUGAUGGUUGCCAGUAAAUAUCUAUACGACGAAGGUGAAGAGGAGGAAGUUUUCAAUGAUGAAUGGGGCGCCGCCGGGAAACUGGACGUCCAGACGGUCAACGUGCUGGAGCUGAAUUUCCUCAGUGCCAUCGACUGGCACCUUUUUGCUGAGCCCAGUGAGUUCUUUAAUGUGCUCAGCCAACUCGAAAGCUGCAUUGCGGUGCGUCAGGGUAUGAAGCGUGGCUGGUACACUUACACUGACCUGUGUGUGCUGCUGGAGCAGCCCAACUGGAGGAACAUGCUCACCGCCAUCUACCAACACUUCACCAAGGUUAUGUGUAUGCUCGGUCUUCUCUACCUGACGAGUGUCACCGGGCUCCUUGCUGCCUCCGCGGCUCUUCACCAGCUCAACGCCCCAAACGCAGAGCCUGUAAAUCCAGCCCUCUUCCAUCCUCACACUUCGGCCUCUUCCCUCCAUCCUCGAGGCUGCGUCCUCGCCAACGCCACCCAAAAACCCCAGCAAGCACCAGAUCUCCACCAGCGCCAUCGCGGCCACAGUCACGGCCCGAGUUCUCCUCCUGUCCUCUAUCCGAACUCCGCUCUCUCUCUGUGGAGUUCCCUCCUCUCCGCUCUCGUUCAAUCGCAUGUCCAGAAGGUAGAACUUCAUGUGUGCAGAGCUCAGAAUGUCACCUCAUUUUCCUGGUUCUCUUCUCCCGAUCUUCUCACUCAGUCACCUUUCCUCACACAUGCACAGCCGAGACCGCUGGCUGCGUUUCAGAGACACAGCUGUUGCCCAGAAGCUGCAAUGCCUUAUGGGAAGGCACAGGUUCUCCUCAUACCCACUUAGAUCAUUUGAGCUUGUCUUUUUAACAAUGGUGUUUUGUUUUUGGUUUUUUUUCCCAUAUUGGUGGGAUUUUUGUAUGUUUAACACCUUCUAUAAACAUAAAAGCACUUUGAUCCAACGGCAAAAGAAUGAGAGGGAGGAGUCUGAGGAGAGGGUUCGUGUGUUAAAGACGAUGAAAUAUAUUUUAAAACUCGAUUGAAACUAAUACAAGUUAAUCCUUAAAAAUACAACAUACAUCACAUCAUAUGUAAUAACCACUGCAGAUAAUUUCAGAAGAGGUUCAGACGUUCAAAAAGCACUUGAGUUGCCAGAUAACUCACAGAGUCCCCCUAAAUAUUUUGUUUAAAUUUAGAAAACACAUCUCACAUGGCUUUGUUUUGCUCACUCUUUUUUUUUUUUAGAUGAGAAAAUAAUAAUGGAUGAAACCAUGAGACAUCAAUAUCGAUAUUACCCCCUGGCUGUGAGUUUAGCAACAAUCUGCAGAGUUGUGCGAGCUUUCAUAGUGUUGGUUUAACGGUCCACGCGUCAUUGAGGCCUACAACAAGUCAGGAAAAUGGACAGGCAUGUAUUAUAUAGAAAGAUUUAUUUGCUUUUAGUGAAGGAAUUGAACAGAGUGAGGAAAAGAACAUCAGGUGAAUUUGUGGGAUGAUCCCAAACUUUAGCACAACCUGAUAGGUCGGUGUGAAACUUCAUGCACUUUUCUAGUUUGGAAAUAGCUUGCUAAUAGCCUACUGAGUCUUCAGAGAAUGACCAAGAGAAUAAACAAGAAUGACCUCUAGGACUAGGAUGUUACAUGUAUAGAACACGAUUCGUUUGCUAUAACAGCAGUGUGAUCGAUACUUUAGUACCUGAAGCUAAUAACAUUGCUAACCAUAUGCUGUAAUUGUAACAAAAGGGAACAUGGAAAUUACGUUUUCUGUAUGAAAGGAGUCUCCACUGUUUACAUAUUUCAGUUUCUCGGUCAAACAAGCUGAAGUUUUACAAUUGUUUUUUUUUUCUUUAUAGCAGCUGUAAUGUAAUUAACAGAAUUGUAACAUCACUUUUAAUAAAUGGAUUAAAAGUAGGCUGUAACAUGCCGCACAGUUACAAAUUGUAAUCGCUGCCAAAUUGAGAUGAUUUAAAAAAAAACAACACUUCAUAAUGCUACAUCUGAUGUAUUCUGAACACACCCUCCAUCAGCCAAAGGACCAUCAAUCUCGUCUAUCAAGAUGGUUUUAUUAGAAUUGAGUUUAGGGUUUUUCUACAAAAACAUGCAGAACUAAGCUGUAGUGUUUUGGGACUGAGCAGCAAAGGUAGCUACAUAUCAAGAGCCCUAACAUGCUAGCUGUAACAUUAGACCGGGGAAAGCUUUACUGUUUUGAAAAAAUAAAUUUUCAAUAAAUAUCUAGCCCACUUUUUUUGCUUUGCUUUGAUUUUGAAGUAUUCGAGACCGCAUGCCAUCUUAUCUUGUUUGUUAUACGGCUUGAAGAUAAAUAAAGGAUUUGACUGGA
Molecule: messenger RNA, 2764 nt
Organism: Tachysurus vachellii
Lineage: Eukaryota; Metazoa; Chordata; Actinopteri; Siluriformes; Bagridae
Gene: cnppd1
Product: cyclin Pas1/PHO80 domain containing 1
Exons: 8
Coding region: 84-1277 (397 amino acids)
Biological process (GO): regulation of cyclin-dependent protein serine/threonine kinase activity
Cellular component (GO): nucleus; cyclin-dependent protein kinase holoenzyme complex
Molecular function (GO): cyclin-dependent protein serine/threonine kinase regulator activity; protein kinase binding
Source: RefSeq, a predicted model, not a curated record